This is a messenger RNA of Pelagomonas calceolata, 2411 nucleotides long. The record is from the annotation of a GenBank genome assembly. NCBI's taxonomy places the organism in Eukaryota, Pelagophyceae, Pelagomonadales, Pelagomonadaceae.
AGUCAAAACCCCAGCCUGCGCAUGCCCAGCAGCCCCGCCGCCGAGCCUGGGGCAGCUUCAGGCGACUCCCCGGACCCUAAUCUCACGCCCGUAUAGGAAAGUGCCGGCCUCUGAGAGCGCUCACGUCGGUGACGCGACGGGACGAGCACGGCGUCGCCCGGAGCUGUGAUUGCGUGCGUGCCUCGAGCCCGGUCCAGCGACGACGUAAUGUUAGCGUCGAUGCAGCGCGUAGGCGGUGUGAUCGUCUGAACUUCGCGUGCCCGGUCUGUGGCCGCGUGCCACAAGUCAGCGAGCGCUCACGACUCGCUAAGAGGGAGAGUCGUUGAGUGGCCCAGCGCAGAGGUGCACGAUGCGUCGCCCGCCGAGGGGGGCGAAGCUGGAAAGAAAGCAGGCGCCGCCAGUCCGCGUCAGCCGCGCAUUGACGCGACGCGUGCCGUGGUACGCGCUCGCCGCAUUCAUUUCUGUCUUGGUCUUCGGGAGUUUCCAUGGGUUGAGGAAUCUGGAUAUCUCCGGGCCGGCGCUUAUCUACGGCAGACUCUACCCCUGCGGGCGCCCCCCCUGCAACGGCCACGGCACGUGCGUGCGGCGGGACGAAGAGGAGGCAAGGAAACGAGCCAACAAAAAGCGCGAAGAUGCCGAACGGCAGCAGCGCGAGCACGAGGUGGCGGAACAAGUCGAGCACGUCUUUGCGUCGCCACCAAAGGACGCGUGGCGACGCAAACUGAACACAGGAGCGUCGAUAUUGCCCGAACCAGAGCCUGAGCCCGAGCCUGAGCCUGAACCCGAACCUGCGCCUGCACCCGAACCUGAGCCUGAGCCGGAACCUGAGCCUGAGCCCGAGGAGACCGCCGGGCCGAGCUGGGCGCCGGCGCCCGACCCGAGCCCUGUCUGCCGCUGCCAGGAAGCCUGGAGCGGCCAACAUUGCGAAAAAGCGGCGGACCAGCCCGUCGUUCUCCGGGCAAAGGUCCAAAUCCUCUACCAGACUGUUUUCUACGGUGUCUGAACCUUCGACGCGGUCGCGGCAUCGUCGCAUCGAUGGCGUGGCGGUGGACGCAUUGCCCACCCCUAAGCCAUCGACGCGUCUCCCCAACGCAGGCGGCCAUCCGCAAGCUCGAGAUUCAAGGUAGUUCGUUCUGCCAGCGACCCUCAUUAGCGUUCCAGCCUCCUUUGACCGAUGGUGUCGACUACUCUAUUACCAGGGCUACCUCGGAGAAACUCUCAUUAACCCAAAAGCCGCACAAGAAGUGGCGCUACAAGGCCGGGCCCUUAUAUCUCAUGUCGAUCCAGUGCGGUUCUGAUGCGCCCGUGGAACUCGCCAACGGUUGGGGCCCGGGCAUCGUGGUGGCGACGGUGCUCGCGGACCCGACCAUCGAGGCCUCGGAGCGCAAGAUCUACGCGACGCUCACGAAACGACUCAUUGUACGAGGUUCUGGUUUCUCAUUGGACGGCACCGAGCUGACGUUGCGACCGACGUCGCGCAGUUCAUAUGAAGUAGAGUCCGUAGAGAUGGCCGAGAUGGUCCUCAUCCUCAAGGAGGGCAAGUCCUGGGCGCCGGCCAAGACCAUGGACGACGGCAAGCCUGUCAGUAUUUACGUGACGAAGAUCGACACCGGUGCCGGCGAGGUCGUCAUGGAGGACGACGGCGCGAUUGUGGCUAGGGUCUUCCCGGACCCGUCGGGCGACGAGCGAGCGGCGGCAGAGGAGCGCGAGCGCGCCGAAGAGGAACGCGUCAAGAGGAAAAAAGAGGCGCGUCGGGAGCAAGAGGAGCGAGAGGAGCGGGAACGAUGGCAAGAGUGGCAUGAGGGGGACGAGCGGAUGGCUCGUCGUGAAGCGUGGCUCGAACCCGCAAGAAACAUCCUGUACUACAUCGUCGUCGUGGCCGUCGUGGCCGUCGGCGCCGUCAUUGUCAUUGGCGUCGUCCGCUUCGGCGCCGUCCUUAUCGCCGACGUUGCCAGGUCCGUCGAGAUCAUCUACGAUGAAGAUGGAAAUGUGGUCUCACUCGAGUGGCUCAGUGCGGAUACGGACGCCGAGAUGGUCCCCGCCGACGCGAUCGCGAACCCUAACAUAUCCCGUCGACGGGAUAUGUUAUACGGCACUUUCACUUAGGGAGACCUCAAACGGGGCACUCGGCCCAAACUCAAAAAACCCGCUUUCCCUUUAAAAGGGUAGACGACAACGCGCAGACACAAAACGCAAAAUCGUAAGCCAAAAUGGAUUAAUUUUAAAGCGGAAAAAUAGAUUUAGCCUGAAUCUCUUGAAAACGCCUAAUCUCCAAGAGAGCUAAAAACGGCAAACACCCUAAAAAUCGACGGGAUAUGUUAACCCCACGCUCUUCAAGCACUUCUUCAAGCGCCUGCUCGACGCGUGACAGUAGACACGAAUUGCCCCGCCGCAUCCAGAGGUUUCAUAAG